Synchiropus splendidus (mandarinfish) is the source of this 469-nucleotide messenger RNA. It is a transcript of the gene ferd3l, whose product is annotated as fer3-like protein. The transcript has a single exon. Gene Ontology annotation, molecular function: DNA-binding transcription factor activity, RNA polymerase II-specific; protein dimerization activity; RNA polymerase II transcription regulatory region sequence-specific DNA binding. Lineage: Eukaryota; Metazoa; Chordata; Actinopteri; Syngnathiformes; Callionymidae. The record is from RefSeq and is a predicted model, not a curated record. Bases 12 to 374 code for a protein of 120 amino acids. Gene Ontology annotation, biological process: regulation of transcription by RNA polymerase II; developmental process.
CUGAACGGACGAUGGACUUGGUGGACUACAUGGACUUUGUCACUGAUGUGAACCUGAUGGAGUUUCCUCACAAAGGUGAUGCCAGGACGCCCGGUCUGGUCCGAGUGCGACCACCCACCGUGGUGAGUCCGUCCCAGUGCUGCACCCGCAGUCGUCAGUCCAAGAGCAAGCGGCGCCGAGUCAUCAACAUGGUCCAGAGACAAGCGGCCAACGUCCGGGAGCGGAAAAGGAUGUUCAGUCUGAAUGAGGCAUUCGAUGAGCUGCGAAGGAAGGUGCCUACAUUUGCCUACGAGAAGAGACUGUCACGGAUUGAGACUCUCAGACUGGCCAUCAUCUACAUCUCCUUCAUGAGGGACCUGCUGGAGACCACUUGAGCUUCUUCCCGCCAGGCUCUUCAUCAAAUGAGUAAAAGAUCUGUGACAGAGCUGCUAAACUGGUGACGGAUUCAACACUUGUUUCCAUCCAUCUA